AUGUCUGAUGAAGAAAUUACAACAAAUAAUAUCAUGGAUAUUGAUAUAGCUCCAAAUGAAUCCUCUUCUUCUUCUGUACCAGCAGCAUCAAGUGUUAUACCCAGUGUUGGUAUUGGAGAUAUAUCAGAUUCUGAUGAUGAAGAUAUCAAUGAACCAAUACUAUCAAAAAGUUCAACACCAGAUUCAACAACUCUUCCAACUAUCAUUACAAAAAAACCUUUAACUACACAUAAACCUACUUUAACAAAGAAUAAAUCUUCGUUGGUUACCUAUGAAGCUGAUUCUGAUGAUGAUGAACAUACAGAUGAAGAUGAAGAAGAAGAUAAUAAUAGAGAACAAGAUGGAGACGAUGAUCAUUCAAAUUCAAAUAGUGCAGUUAUAUUACAUGCUAAUGGAGACACUGCUUUUAUUCAAAUUGAAACAACUACAUUUAUUGAAAAAACAAUUGUUACAUCUGAACUUUUAAAUGUUACACCGCUCAAACCAGAAGAAACAUCACCAUCAUCUCGUAUCGAUUUAACACCUACUUAUCCAUUAAUAUUUCCCGAAGAUGCUGACAUUCGUAUACCACCAGAACCUAUCAAAGGUUGUUCAGCUAAACUUGAAAAAAAAUUUGAAGAUUAUUAUAAACGAUUUAAAAAAACAGGUGUCGAUCAAAAUGUACGUAUACAAGAAUUAAAAGAUUUUCGAAAUCCAUGUAUGUAUGAAAAAAUGAUUUCUCAUUUGAAUAUUGAUGAAAUUGGAACGAAUUUUCCACAAGAAUUAUAUGAUCCACAUUGGUGGGGUAAAGAAUCUUAUUAUGAAGAAUUAAGUAAAGCACAAAAACUUGAAAUGGAUCGAAGAGAAAAAGAACGACGAGAACGACCAAAAAUUAGUUUUACACCAGGUGUUAAAAAAGUUGAUCAACUUGGUGUUGGUUCAUCGACGAAUCCUGAUAUAGGUGGUGAAAAACGCAAAACUCGUUUUGAUCAAUGA
Rotaria sp. Silwood1 is the source of this 975-nucleotide messenger RNA. The record is from the annotation of a GenBank genome assembly. Lineage: Eukaryota; Metazoa; Rotifera; Eurotatoria; Philodinida; Philodinidae.